CGUUCCUCUCUUCAUCACGUUCUCUUUCUCUAUAUAAAUAUAAACAUAUUUUGGUUAAAUUGUUUCUUCCUGUGCACGCCCCAAAUUUAGAUUUCGUUAGAAAAUAAUUGGAUAUAUAAUAAAAGAGAUUGUGGACGAUGGGUAGGGUUAAGCUGCAGAUAAAGAAGAUUGAGAACAACACAAAUAGACAGGUGACGUUCUCCAAGCGACGCAAUGGCCUCAUUAAGAAGGCUUACGAGCUCUCCGUUCUCUGUGAUAUCGAUAUCGCCCUCAUUAUGUUCUCCCCUUCCGGCCGUCUUAGCCAUUUCUCCGGUCGCCGGAGGAUUGAGGAUGUUUUUGAACGUUAUAUCAAUCUUCCAGACCAUGAUAGAGGAAGCGGGGCUAACGUGAGCAAAAUGUUUUUGAGAAGCACACUGAGCAAGCUCCGAUGUGAGAGUGACAUGGCAGCCCAACUAGCAAACUCGGGAGCAGCGGACACCAGAGCAGAGAAGCUGCAGCAAGAGAUUGCUGAAUGUCAACAACAGCUGCAAACGUAUACGGAACGUUUAAGAUUAUUUGAGGGUUUUCCUGCGGCAGCCCAUUCUUUCACGUCCUUGAGUGAGCUCGAAGCAAGCGAGAAAUUUUUAGCAGAUGCCUUGGCUCGUGUAACAGAGAAAAAGAUCUUGCUGGGCGAUCCGCUCCAAGCCUACAAUCCGUUAACGGCGAACGAACAGUUGUACCUGCAGCCUCAAGAAGAAGGAAUGCUUGACGUCUACGGCUACGACCUCCAACCGUCGGACCCCAAUACCUUUUCCAAUCAAGGCCAACCAAUGCAAAUGACCGCGGAUCCCCUCAUGUCUUUCAGGGAUCAAGGGAUGAACGAUCCGUUCGCGGUCCAAAUGGAGCAACACGUGCCAGCUACCACGUGGCAACAAGAGAUCUUCGCGCCACUCAGCCCAACCCCACCGUGGCCAUUACAACCGCUGCUGGAGCCGUUAGAGAUGGCAGAGCUGCCGUCAGAGGAGGGAGCGAUGGCGAACUGCUUCCAGACGGCUCCGUUAGAUUACCAUGGCACGUGUGGUGGCGGGGUUUAUGGGAGCCCAGCGGCAGAUAAUUUGGGGUGAUCUUGGCCGUUCGAUUGAAGGAGCUCCAACGUGUCAUAAUUUUUAUUAUGAGCUUAUGAGAGAGAAUAUUUACAUAUCUUAUAGCUAAACUUUCAUAUUUAUACAGAUAAUGCCGAAAUAUGAGAUGUGGUAUGUCUGUAAUUUUCCCUUCGGUUUUUUGCCCCUUUUUUUUUCAGUUUUUCGGCAUUUUAAUUGCUGAACUCGA
This is a messenger RNA of Phalaenopsis equestris, 1308 nucleotides long. Its product is annotated as agamous-like MADS-box protein AGL66. Gene Ontology annotation, molecular function: DNA-binding transcription factor activity, RNA polymerase II-specific; protein dimerization activity; RNA polymerase II cis-regulatory region sequence-specific DNA binding. The transcript has 11 exons. Gene Ontology annotation, biological process: positive regulation of transcription by RNA polymerase II. NCBI's taxonomy places the organism in Eukaryota, Viridiplantae, Streptophyta, Magnoliopsida, Asparagales, Orchidaceae. The record is from RefSeq and is a predicted model, not a curated record. The coding region runs from base 138 to 1103 and encodes 321 amino acids.